Messenger RNA from Amphiprion ocellaris (clown anemonefish), 1451 nucleotides. RefSeq lists its product as uncharacterized. The record is from RefSeq and is a predicted model, not a curated record. Lineage: Eukaryota; Metazoa; Chordata; Actinopteri; Pomacentridae. The transcript has 2 exons. The coding region runs from base 176 to 1114 and encodes 312 amino acids.
UUUGUCUGGUGAUACAAAGGAAAUAAUGUGUUUGAAUGGUCUAGUUAUACAAUCAGCUUUACAGCCAUAAAUGUGCAUCCAAAGAGACAAAGUCCGUCACUCAGUUGCUUCCUCCACCAGUAAACAGCCUCAACGCUUCGCACAUCAACAGGUCGACAACUGAGUCCAACACAUCAUGGAGACCAGUUCCAGAAGUCUGGAAUCCAUCCUGGAGGCAGCAAUGCUCAGAUCAGCAGGUGUUGUUGGAGACCCGUACCUGGCAGCAGGAUACCUGAUAGGAAGCUCCCUGCUGGGCCUCCUCAUCAUCAUCGGGGUCUUCUGGUACCAUCGCAGCAAUCUCAGCCUUUUUAAAAGAUCCUGCAUCAUGACCUUCACCUGCCAGGAAAACAGUCUCAUGGGUGUUCAAGUCGUCUACAACUCUCUGAUGACUCUGCUCAGCAUGGAUGCUGUGAAUCUGAUUGUGGCAAUCAUCUUGGGAGCUGAGAUCGUUGGAAGGCUCUGCGAUGGUGUAAUCAACUGUCUCUCUGUUGAAAUCACAUGGUUCCUGUCCAGAUGGUUUGGAGUGAUUAUUCAUCUUCUGAAUGCCUCGUUGUCCAUCUAUCAUCUGUGUCAUCAGCCACUGAGUGUAAACAGGGUUCGCAUCGCCUACUCAUUGAUUGGUCUAAUGAUUGGCAUUAUAAUUCCACUUUAUCUGUAUGUCACCAAAGCGGCCAUAUUCAUUUUGGCCUCUUUCAUGUUUCUGUUUGCUCUGUCCGUCAUUGUAACAUCUACAGCACCUACUUUGUCCCCGUCCACUUCUGCCCUGAAGAAACUGAUCAUGGUUGUUGCAAUGUGCAACUUCCUGGUUGUCUACGUUCCCACUUUCAUUGCUCAGUGCCUCCUUUGCACUGCAGUCUAUGAUCACGACCUUGUGAAUUAUGAAAUUAUUUAUGCAAAUGUUCAGGUUUUCACAAACUUUCACCUCCUUUUUGAUGGAUUCCUGUGUGCUUUAAUCCUGAAGUUGCCUUCUGGAGAAGAACAGCAACAGCAGCAAGAACAGUGGCAGCAACAACAGCAACAAGAAUUGGGUUUCCCAAAUCCAGGAUACACUGUGUCUACAACUGUAAAUCAAUAAUGAGCAAAAUUAUGUCUCCACACCACAAAUAUCAAUAUGCAUCCUAACCACUGAUAGAUAAUCGAGAAUUGUGUCAUUAUUUUGAAUUAUUCCUGCCUUCAUGAACUGUAUCUGUUGGACAGAAGGAUGCAGCUCCUACUUUAUUCAUGUAAACCCUGAAAUCACAGAUGAAAAUCAGCGUUUCACCCUCUGUGUCUGAUUUAAAAUCCAGCAUAAAGCAAGAAAAAAAUGUGUGAACACUUUCAGAAUGUACUGGCAGUGGAGAGCUGUAUAAAAUGAAGUUGAUGGAAAUAGCAGCAACUUUGAAAACUUUUCAAAAUAAAAUAUCUGUUCAAUA